This is a messenger RNA of Silurus meridionalis, 2599 nucleotides long. It is a transcript of the gene rbm28, whose product is annotated as RNA binding motif protein 28. The transcript has 19 exons. Lineage: Eukaryota; Metazoa; Chordata; Actinopteri; Siluriformes; Siluridae. The coding region runs from base 245 to 2470 and encodes 741 amino acids. The record is from RefSeq and is a predicted model, not a curated record. Gene Ontology annotation, molecular function: RNA binding.
AAUGUCCGGGUGGGAAAAACAUCCAAGAUGUCUGCCUUGUAGAAAACGUGUGCUUUCCUAGUCGUGUGUGAACGGAGAGUAAAACAAAAUCUAGAGAUUAUAUUCCAAAAGCGAGGCAGUGUGGACAGCUGCCUGAUCCGUCUAGUGAUCGUUUACAUUCUGUUCCUUUUUUUUAUCAGAGUGAACUGAUCACACAUCUAAUCCAGGAAUCAGGUUUAAUGAGAAGAUCAGGAGUACAAACAGAAUGGCAGGUUUGACUUUAUUUGUGCGGAAUUUACCUGCAUCAGCAUCCAGUGAUCACCUGGAGGAGAUCUUCUCUGAAGUAGGACCGGUGAAGCGAUGCUUUGUAGUCAGAGAUAAAGGCUCAGAGAAAUGCCGUGGUAUCGGCUACGUCACGUACUCCAUGGCAGAAGACGCUGAGCGAGCUCUCCGAGAAAUAAAGGACUACGAUGGGCAAAAGAUUUCUGUAGUUCAGGCAAAGAAAAAAGUUUUUGAAAAGAAGCAGGGAAAGAAGAACAAAGCUGAGCAAAAAACAGAGAGUCCACCAACCAACUCUGAACCAACAGAGGAGAAAAGUCAGCAAAAGUCACAAGGCAUGAGGAAGAACAAGAUGAAGGCCAGGCUUAUUAUCCGAAAUCUCAGUUUUAAGUGCUCUGAAGCAGAUCUGAACGACGUCUUUUCAAAAUAUGGGACAGUGCUGGAAGUGAAGAUCCCUCUGAAACCAGAUGGAAAGAAACGAGGAUUUGCUUUCGUUCAGUUUAAGAACAUGCUGGAAGCCGGAAAAGCCCUCGCAGCAACCAACCUGAAAGAAAUUAAAGACAGACGGGUUGCUGUAGACUGGGCCGUGUCGAAAGACAAGUUUAUGGCAAAGCAGUCCGGCAUUGCCCCAGGAGGUAAAAAAGAGGAUGAAAAAAAAGUGACUGAGAGUGAGGAGGAAAAUGAGGAUGAGGAGGAAAAUGAGGAUGAGAAAGAGGAUGAUCAGGCUGCAGAGAAAGAGUCAAUAACACAACAAGAGGACGACUCUGAGGCAGAAUCGCCAUCUGAUGAUGAUGAUGAUGAUGACGAGGAUGAUGAUGAUGAGGAGGAGGAUCAAAGCAAAAACAGUGAGGACGAAGAGGAUAAUGAUUCUGACUCUCUCGAUGCAUCAGAUGAUGAAUAUGGUGAUGAGGAUGAUGAGGAAAAUGUUAAGAAGAAGAAGAAACAGAAGAAUGCUCUUCCUUCAGAUGUGAACGAAGGAAAAACAGUAUUUAUAAGAAACCUGUCUUUUGACACAGAGGAAGAGGGUUUAGAGGAAGUUCUUCUGCAGUUUGGUGAACUCAGAUAUGUGCGUGUUGUGGUGCAUGCUGAAACAGGACAUUCAAAAGGUUGUGCUUUUGCUCAGUUCAAAACAAACCAAGCAACAGAGAAAUGUCUAGCAGUAGCACAGACAGAAUCUGAAGCUGGUGGUGUGAGGGUGGAUGGGAGGAAGCUGAACAUUGUGCUGGCCGUGAGCAGGGAAGACGCUUCCAAACUGAAGAGCAAGAAAGUGAAAACACACACAGGAUCCAGAAACCUGUACCUCGCCCGAGAGGGCUUGAUCCGUCCUGGAACCAAAACAGCAGAAGGAGUUUCUGAAUCUGAUAUGGCGAAGAGGUUGAGGUUUGCAGAGCUGAAGAAGGCAAAGCUGAAGGACGUGAACAUAUUUGUGUCUCGAACGCGACUUUGUGUUCACAACCUUCCCAAAAGUGUGGACCGAAAGCGCCUGUUCAAAAUCUGCCUGUCUGCCGCAGGGGGAGGAAGAGGUGUCCGGAUCAAGGAGUGCCACGUGAUGUACGACAGGAAGCCGGUGCGUGGUGAGCCAAUGGGUCAGUCACUAGGCUACGGCUUUGUGGAGUUUCAGGAGCAUGAUCACGCCCUCCAAGCCCUGCGUCAUCUUAACAACAACCCCAACAUCUUCACACCUGUCAAGAGGCCUAUUGUGGAGUUUUCGCUGGAGGACUCGAGGAAGUUAAAAUUGAAGGCUAUGAGGGAGCAGAAGAGUAAAAUGACAGCUGCCUCUGACUCUGGGGCCAAAAAGCAGUCAACAGGAGCUCAGAAAGGAAGUGAGAAGAACCAGGAAUCUCUGAGCAACCAUUACUCUGGCUUCAGAACCACACCAGAAGUAGAGCACGUGGAGCUGGGAGAUGGCAAAAAACGCCAGAAGAUUCUUCCCAUGCCUUCACAUAUGGGUCCAAAGAUCAGGAAACGGGAUAAAGGUAAACAGACUGCCAAUGUUAAGAAAGUGAAGACGGUUCCCAGCAGGAAAGAGAGGAAGUUACUUCCUUCAAUGGAGAAACCCAGUGAAAACAAGAAACAGAACGCUAAGCCAGCGAAGAGGAAGUUCCAAUCCAGAGAGGAUGAUCGAUUUGACCGUCUGGUCGAACAGUACAAGAAAAAACUCACAGGCACAUCGAAGGACUCUCUCAUCAAGAAGAGCAAAUGGUUUAGUUGAGAGUGUUUGUAAAUUGUGGUGCGUGUACCUGAGUGAGAACAUGCCAAGAAAAAGACUGAAUUUUACUCAGUUUGUCUGGAGCGCGAUACGUUUUAUAUUAAAGAUUGGGGGAAAAAAUUGGACUGAUAA